Amblyraja radiata (thorny skate) is the source of this 1507-nucleotide messenger RNA. RefSeq names its product anaphase promoting complex subunit 10 (gene anapc10). Lineage: Eukaryota; Metazoa; Chordata; Chondrichthyes; Rajiformes; Rajidae. Gene Ontology annotation, biological process: protein K11-linked ubiquitination; anaphase-promoting complex-dependent catabolic process. The record is from RefSeq and is a predicted model, not a curated record. Gene Ontology annotation, cellular component: anaphase-promoting complex. The transcript is spliced from 5 exons. The coding region runs from base 289 to 846 and encodes 185 amino acids.
CCCCGUCCUCACCCUCCCUCCCGGUCGGCGGUUCACGGCAAAGAUUAUAGAGCAGAAAAUCUUUGGUUCACGGUGAGCGUGUGGCGUCCGGGCAGAGACAGUGGAGUCUGUGCGCGCCUGCUGCCCCAGCGGGAAGCGCCCGUUGUUUGUGCUGCGUCUGUUUGUCAGCCAUCGAGCAGGGGCAGGGAGGUUGUGUUGAGUUAAUAUCAAAUGUGUGCCGCCGUUGGGUUCCGCCUCUGAUCUGGAUAUAAAAGCCGCUCCGUCCUGGAUCAAGAAUAGUUGGGCAAAAUGACCACCCUAAACAAGACACCACCUGGGGAUGAUCCAAAGCAGCUGGAAAGAACUGGUACAGUGCGAGAGAUUGGUUCACAGGCUGUCUGGUCUCUAUCUUCUUGUAAACCAGGAUUUGGUGUGGAUCAAUUACGUGAUGAUAACUUGGAAACUUACUGGCAGUCAGAUGGAUCUCAGCCUCAUCUCGUAAACAUUCAGUUCAGACGAAAGACAACUGUGAAAACCUUGUGUAUUUAUGCUGACUAUAAAUCUGAUGAAAGCUAUACUCCAAGCAAGGUCUCUGUUAGAGUUGGAAACAACUUUCAUGAUCUUAAAGAAAUGCGGCAACUUGAAUUGGUGGAGCCCAGCGGCUGGAUUCAUGUACCACUCACAGAUAUCAACAAGAAGCCAAUCCGCACCUUUAUGAUACAGAUUGCUGUGCUGGCUAAUCAUCAGAACGGAAGAGACACACAUAUGAGGCAAAUUAAAGUCUACACGCCAGUAGAAGAAAGUUCAAUUGGUAAAUUUCCUAGAUGUACCACGAUAGACUUCAUGAUGUAUCGCUGUAUUCGAUGACUGAUCAUUAAGUCAGAUGUUGUGUGGACAUCCUAUGAUGGUUAUAUCAGUAGCUGCUGGUUUUCCGUUUUCUUUGUGGGUCCGCAUUGAACGGAUGUAAAAUAAAAAUGAUUCAUCAACCACAAACUUUGAGAAACCUCUGAACUCUCAGUUCCGUAGAACAUAGACUGAAGGAAACUACCAUAUAUUGUGCCAGCAAAAGCUCAAACUGCUUCAUGCUGAUGAAAAGUUGGAUUAGUUGGUGGCUGAUUGAGCACUCUGAUGCAGACAAAUAGCUUUAUUGGAUUUGACCUGCUUCUCAUGGAUAUUGUGGUACAGAUGCCAAUUCCAUACCUGGAACAAAUAGGCUAGAGGUUCAGCUUGUUCUGAACUCCAAGUCUUCAACACCACAGCUGAGGUAUUAUCUAUCCUCAUAAUAUUUGCUUCCCAAUUUAAAACUGCAUAAACACAAUACUUUGCUGCCUGCCUCCGUGCCUGAUCAAUGCAAUAGCAGCAAAUGUUCUUAAUUUGAAAACUUGGAAUUAAAGAUGAAUGAAUUACUGAUUGGUGCUAAAUGCCACAAGUGCCUGAUUUUUUGUUUCAAGUUCUUAACAGUAAUGUGUUUUAUUAUCAUACAUGAUUAAAUGUACCUGAGUGUACAAAUAAAGUCAACGUUGAACAA